This is a messenger RNA of Stereum hirsutum FP-91666 SS1, 1717 nucleotides long. RefSeq lists its product as uncharacterized. Lineage: Eukaryota; Fungi; Basidiomycota; Agaricomycetes; Russulales; Stereaceae. The record is from RefSeq and is a predicted model, not a curated record. The transcript has 3 exons. Gene Ontology annotation, cellular component: nucleus. Bases 1 to 1470 code for a protein of 489 amino acids. Gene Ontology annotation, biological process: regulation of exit from mitosis.
AUGACCGUCCUAGUACCAUCCUUUCUACCUCCACCGCCUUCUACACACCAGCCUCUCCCACUUAUUGUCAAACCAACUCUAGAGCCUCGACAGCACGCGGAACCAACACCAAAUCUGUCAAAGUUACCACAAGUGGGGACACCUUUGGAAGAAAUACGGUUGAGCAUCCCCGAAGUACGUCUCCCAGUGGCGAGCAUAUCGGAUGAGAUGGCAGCGGCAAUGACGGUUGGAUUACUUGGACAUGUUUUGUUUCUCAAGAACCAAAUACCAUUACCGAUAAACCAGCUCUACCGACUGUCAUCUCCACCAUCCAAAAAAACUACACCCUCUAAUACGCUCAAUAGCCAAAAGGCCAUCAAAAAGCGCACCGACCUCAUCGAAGCUUUCGAUGAACUGUCCUGUCACCUCCAGUCUACUUUCAGCGCCCUCAGUACCGCCCUCGCUCACUCCAAAUCUCCUCACCAAUCGAAUCUUCCAAUUGGACGCUCAGGGCGUCAGGAUGAGAAUGCGCAGCCCAUGGAUGGACAGGGGAUAGGUGGAGGAGCGGUGCAGAGAGCCAAUGCGUAUGUGGCAUUUGUGUUGGGGCCGACGGUGGGGGUUCCGAAGGCAAGAGUUAUAUUAUCUCUGGAAGGCCUCGACGUGAAGGUAUGGGGAACUAGGAAGGAAACACCGUCGGUUCAGCACUCUAGCUCCGCCGAUCCGAACGAGGGCAGGGUGAAAGUUGAGGAAAGUAGCAUCUUUGACGAGGAUAUUGAGGCGGACAGUGACGUCGAGCCCCUCCCGUCUGACAGCGACGAUGAGGAUUCCGAUACAGCUAGUUCCAGCGAGACUGAGAGCGAGGAACCCACAUACGCCGCACAGCAAGCAUUUCUUGACGCUCAAACUCGCCUUCUAUCCAGACGACUGGCGGAAGCCAAUGCGUCCGAAGAAGGCGGUCUUGCUAGUGAAAUGGGACUUACACAAACGCACGUCUUGAUCCGCGCUCCGCGUCGCUUCACCCAUCCAUCCUGGCGUCCCCUCCAAUCCCACACUUCUUCCCUGGACAACACCCUCCGCGACUUUCUAGACUACUCACAACUCUCGGUGUCACCUACCACUGCCUCCGCUAGUGCCAACACCACCACAACCACCACAUCUCGCCCGGAUAGUGAAUCUCCGGAGGAAGCAGGCGCAGAUGAUUCCGCUCGUUCUUCAGUAGGCGGGGGAUCGUUCGGAUUGGCGAUGAAGGCGAAGAAAAUGUGGAAAGGGGGUGUAAAGACGGAAGGUGUUUGGAUCGGAUGUGAUGGUGUGCGGAGAACGAGGCAUUCCAUUGAUACUGGCCGUCGUCCAGAUGUAGACUUGACUGUCGAAGGAGAGACCGCGGCGGGCGAAGUUCCACGGAUGGAGGCGGAGGGUGGCGUAGUGGACGAGGAGGAUGAGAUGAUCUGGUGGGCUUGGGACGGGAAGUUGGUUGGCUUUUCGGAGUGGUAAGAUCGGUUUGUCGUUACUAUAUGUGAGUAUGCCGGUGGGGCGGUCGGUGUGCUCUUGAACUCAUGGACAUAUAUGUGUCUACGAAGGUCUGUAUAGUCUCGGAGGUUCAGAUUUUUUACGUGCAUUUUGCUGUCCUUUUUCUCUACGCAUCUACGCAACACACCAUUCAUCAUCACUAACCCGCAACAUAGCAUCAUUCAAUCAUCGACGUAGGACACUGUCUGUACAUAGUCAUGACCACAAUCAC